This is a messenger RNA of Caenorhabditis elegans, 1004 nucleotides long. RefSeq names its product ZP domain-containing protein (gene cutl-14). The coding region runs from base 75 to 887 and encodes 270 amino acids. Lineage: Eukaryota; Metazoa; Nematoda; Chromadorea; Rhabditida; Rhabditidae. The transcript is spliced from 6 exons. The record is from RefSeq and is marked reviewed. Gene Ontology annotation, cellular component: plasma membrane.
ACGCUGUAUAAAAACAGUUGAAUUCGAAAAAAAUUACCUGAAAAUUUGAAAUCUCCGCCCUCUCUCUCUUCCCGAUGAUCUUCGUCUUUGUGCCGGGUUUUCUUUUAUUUUUCCAUCAGAUCUCAGCUAUUCCAAUUCCGAAUGGUCUACUAGGAAACGUCGAAGUUGAAUGCACUGAUACCACAAUUGAAGCAGUAUUUCUAACGGAAACCAACUUUUUGGGACGUGUAUUCGUAUUGGGUCAUUCUCAAGACAAAGAUUGUGUAUCUCGUGAAACUGGAAGACGCACCACAUCCAUCACAGUUCCACGUGACAAAUGUGGAGUCGAGACUGUUCAACACGGAAAAGGUGCAGGAUAUACGUCAUCUGUCAAUAUUGUCAUUUCAUUCCACGAUAAAUUUUUGACCAAAGUUGAUCGGGCCUAUAACAUUACUUGUCUUUAUGCACCAACUGGAGAUGUUGUAUCAUAUGCAUUGACUGUUCAGCCAUCGCUUCUGAAAGAUAUUCAAGUGCUGGCUGAGCAACCAAGUUGUGAAUAUGAAGUGUUUGAUGUAAGAACUCGUCGUCCAGCAGAAAUUGUUCAUGUUAAUGCACCACUUGAGCACGUAUGGACUUGUGACGGAACUAAUCUUGAUUUGUUCUGUAUGACAGUACAUGAUUGUGUGAUCAACGAGGGCAAAAGCAAGCGUCGCUCGAAGAUUAUUGAUUCGGAAGGAUGUUCACUUGACACAACACGACUUCCAAAUCUUCGAUAUGAGAACAAUAAAUUGUCAGCUCGUGUGAUGUCAAAAGCAUUCCGAUUUGGAGAUGAUGUAGCUGUAGAAUUCGAAUGCAACGUUCGUCUGGAUCUUCGAAAUGGAACUUCGUGUCCGAGACCGAGAUGUUGAUCGUAUUUAGACUUAAAUAAUAAUUACUAUUUUUCUCGUAUCAAAACAAACCCUCUAAUUUAAUUGUUGAGUUGAAAUAUUUGACAUGUUAGAUUUCAAAAUAAAUUAUAUUUUUCU